Messenger RNA from Anopheles arabiensis, 1557 nucleotides. Its product is annotated as phenoloxidase-activating factor 3-like. The coding region runs from base 333 to 1454 and encodes 373 amino acids. Gene Ontology annotation, molecular function: serine-type endopeptidase activity. The record is from RefSeq and is a predicted model, not a curated record. NCBI's taxonomy places the organism in Eukaryota, Metazoa, Arthropoda, Insecta, Diptera, Culicidae. Gene Ontology annotation, biological process: proteolysis. The transcript has 5 exons.
UCGAGGUGGGUGACGGCAAGUCUCUCGUUGCCGAGCGGUGUUGCGGUGUUGUUGUGUCAAUUAGGGACGCGAUUUUGGGCUUGAAUGGGUUACGGGCUACGUGUACCGCGUGCCGUGCGGUGUCGAAAGAUGACGAAGAAGCGUGCAAAUAGAUCUUUCGUUUCUUCAAGCACUUACUGCUGGGUGUUUCCCAAUCUUUCCGCUGUACGCGUGUCAGGGUGGUUCUUGCUCUAAUGGCCAGUUAGAACGCAUUCUUGUGCACGGGCAGAGGUGAAUUUGACAGAAGUAGCGCUAAGUGUGAAACGUGCACAACCGUUUGUUGUGUUAAGACGAUGCAACGAAUGGCGAACAGUCUUGCAGCGGUGUUGCUACUUCUGUGCUUAUCAGCCUUGUGUUGGGGUUAUCUGCAAGAAUGUGACCCCGAGCAAAGGUGCGUCCAGCUGGCACUGUGCGGACAGUAUCUGCAUUACGUGAACGAACCACCGAAGUAUUGGCCGCCCAGUGUACGGGACGAGGCGCUUCGGCAGCUGUGCGAUGUUCAGAAGGCUGCCAAUGGUUCCAAGAUCUACUACAUCUGCUGCAAUCGUAAGGAAAUUCUGUGUGGCGUUACGCGGGUGCAAUUGAUCGCUUACGGUCAGCCGGCCCGAGCAUACGCCUUCCCCUGGAUGGCACUGCUGGAGACGAGUGUCAGCGAUGAUCUUCCAUGCGGCGGCAGUCUCAUCAGCGAUCGUCACAUACUGACGGCGGCUCACUGCGUUAAGGCACGCAAAGUCGUUGGCGUGCGUGUUGGGGUGCAUGAUCUCAACGAGCGCCAGCGGGACUGUGACGACAGAAUUCACUUCAAAGACGACGAGUACGAUAGUGGCGAGAGUGAGGAGGAGGAGGAGGCAGUGGAUGGCGCUGAGUACUCGGCCAGCUGUGGACCGCCCGCUCAACGCAUCCCGAUCGAAACGAUCGUGACGCAUCCGAAAUAUAGUGCACGCUCGAAGCGCAACGAUUUGGCGAUCAUCCGUUUGCAGUACCCCGCCAUCAUCGGGUACAAUGUUAUUCCAAUCUGCUUGCCGCUAACGGAACAGCUGCGUGCCUACCGGCCGGCCGACUCGUUCGUCACUGGCUGGGGAUUGACGGAGACGGGACAGCGGUCGGCCGUGCUGCGGUACGCCAUCCUGCCUGCCCUGCCGCUGCCCGACUGCGCGAUGCGCAUCAAGGAGCUGGACCGGAUCAUCGUGCUGGACGAUGGGCAUCUGUGCGCGGGCGGGAAUAACAGGACGGCCCACUGCCACGGUGACAGCGGGGGACCGCUGCAGUACGUGUCCGAUUCGACGCGCUUCGUCCUGCAGGGAGUGGUUUCGUUCGGUGUGAAAUCCUGCGGCACCAAGAUAGCGCCGGGCGUGUUCGCUAAUGUGACACACUUUAUAGAUUGGAUUGUGCAGGAAGCUAAUGUGCUGAAUUAGAGAAGGAUACUGGGUGGAAUAAGAACAAGAAAUAUGUUUGUCUGGGCACACGAACAAAGUACUUACUUGAAUAAAUUAAACAUAAUUUGCAUGCAAUGGUUGG